UCUUCACAGGUCACACCGCUCUCCCUCCCUCCCUCUCUCUCAGCCACGAGACCAGAAGCCAACAACCGUCUUCGCCUUUUCACCUUUCACACACGUACAUUCAGAGCUUCCCUUCCUUCCUCGCGAGUUUUAGCUUCCCAUUGGAUUUGCAGAAGCAGAAAUGGAAACCCUAAUUUCACUCUGAACCGGAGGACUCUUUCGACUUCUGCUCCAUGACCCAAUCCUGAGCUCGAAUUCCGAGCAAUGUCAGUUGCGGAGCUUAAAGAGCGCCACGUGGCGGCGAGCGACACCGUCAACUCGCUCAGAGAGCGGUUGAAGCAGAAGCGCGCCUCCUUGCUCGACACUGAUGUGGCUGGCUAUGCAAUGUCUCAGGGGAAGACUCCGCUCACAUUUGGCCCCACCGAUCUUGUAUGCUGCAGAACCUUGCAAGGUCAUACAAGGAAGGUGUAUUCGUUAGAUUGGACCUCUGAAAAGAAUCGAAUUGUCAGUGCAUCUCAAGACGGGCGUUUGAUAGUGUGGAAUGCGCUAACAAGCCAGAAGACUCAUGCUAUAAAAUUACCUUGUGCAUGGGUCAUGACUUGUGCUUUCUCACCGACUGGUCAAUCUGUUGCUUGUGGUGGCCUUGAUAGUGCUUGCUCUAUUUUCAACCUGAAUUCUCUGUGCGACAAGGAUGGGAAUCUACCUGUAUCAAGAACACUUAAUGGGCAUAAGGGUUAUGUUUCCUCCUGUCAAUACGAUCCAGAUGAGGACACCCACCUGAUUACUGGAUCUGGAGAUCAAACAUGUGUUUUGUGGGAUAUUACUACUGGACUCAGGACUUCAGUUUUUGGAGGUGAAUUUCAGUCUGGACGACACACUGCAGAUGUACUGAGUGUAUCCAUCAAUCAAAGCAACUCAAGAUUGUUUGUCUCUGGUUCCUGUGAUACAACUGCUCGAUUGUGGGACACUCGUGUUGCAAGUCGAGCAGUGCGAACAUUUCAUGGUCAUGAGGGGGAUGUUAAUGUGGUAAAGUUCUUUCCAGAUGGAAAUAGAUUUGGAACUGGCUCAGAUGAUGGAACUUGCAGAUUAUUUGACAUUAGAACUGGGCACCAACUCCAAGUAUACCAUCAGACACACAGUGAUAAUGAUGUACCACCUGUGAAAACAAUUGCAUUCUCAAUAUCAGGAAGGCUUCUCUUUGCUGGAUACACAAAUGGGGAUUGCUAUGUAUGGGAUACUUUGCUGGCAAAGGUGGUUUUGAACUUGGGAUCCCUCCAAAACUCACAUGAGGCACAGAUUAGCUGUUUGGGUUUGUCGGCUGAUGGAAGUGCCUUGUGUACAGGAAGUUGGGAUACAAAUUUAAAGAUAUGGGCUUUCGGAGGGCAUAGGAAGAUAAUUUGAACCAACCGGGAAGCAGAUACCUCCAUCUUCUGUAUCCACUGUUCUCAAUGCCUCGCAUAGUAUGUCCUUCGUAGCUUUCUGUAUUGUUGAUGAAGAUACUGGGUUUGAGAAACUAAAAGAUGCUCUAAUGUGUUGCUGCUUGUUGUAACCCCACAUGGAAAAACAGUCAAUUUUAACAUUGGGAGAAAAAAGAGAUACAUUUCACGAAAACUCCGGCUUGAGAAACCGUCCCAUCUGCUCACUGCCUGAAUAUAUUCCCUCUGUAGCUACCGUCUCCCACGCGUCCAUGUACCUUCCGUUAGAAUGUUGUAAAUGACUUAUCUGUUUUAUCUUACGCUCUUUGCCCCUUAUGUUUUUCUAUUUGCUUGCUCUUGUUUUUGGGUAUUUGUUGUUUUGAAAAUUAAAAGAUAGAGGGAGAAAAGAAAUGAAAGUAAAUAACUAAUGUGUGUUUACUUACCA
Messenger RNA from Malus domestica (apple), 1839 nucleotides. Its product is annotated as guanine nucleotide-binding protein subunit beta-like. Gene Ontology annotation, cellular component: heterotrimeric G-protein complex; cytoplasm. The record is from RefSeq and is a predicted model, not a curated record. Gene Ontology annotation, molecular function: signaling receptor complex adaptor activity; protein binding. Gene Ontology annotation, biological process: G protein-coupled receptor signaling pathway. NCBI's taxonomy places the organism in Eukaryota, Viridiplantae, Streptophyta, Magnoliopsida, Rosales, Rosaceae.